Molecule: messenger RNA, 585 nt
Organism: Cantharellus anzutake
Lineage: Eukaryota; Fungi; Basidiomycota; Agaricomycetes; Cantharellales; Hydnaceae
Exons: 3
Coding region: 1-585 (194 amino acids)
Source: RefSeq, a predicted model, not a curated record
AUGCCUGUCAUGCAGCUCUCUGCCCUUAUGAUCCACUUCUGGAUCCUCCCAAUCAACCUCGAAAGGCCACAGGAGGACAAAUUGCCAUGGAACUUGGCAACAUGGUGUAAUGCUACUGAUGUCCAUUCUGGCCUCUUUCCAGAUGGUGUCUCUUCUCUUCCCUGGUAUAUUGGCUGGGAUAUGGCUCAGAAAAAUGCAGUCCUGAGACUCUUCGACUCCACAUUGAACAAAAAUGCACAAGCAGUUUGGAAUUUGAUGGCACACCCUCCAGCUGACUUGAAGGGUGCAGUGAAGAUCUGGACUACCACCUGGAAGAAGAUGUGGAUCAUGCCUGCAGAUUCAUGGCAUCAAAAAUGUGUUGUCCCCAUUCCAUCAUGGUGGAGGCGAGGCUCAACUAGAGGGGGUCCGAGGGCUCCGGUAGUGAACCGAAGCUUCUCAGGGAGCCCGGUUCUGCUGGAUGGUACAAGAGGCUCUAAGAAGGAUGCGGCCUCAGCGACUCGGAGGGAGCGCUGUGCCUCCGUUACGUCUCAAACAGGGACAGGAAUCACUCAGAGGGACUUUGGGUGGCAUUUUAGUCGAGAUUAG